Molecule: messenger RNA, 6977 nt
Organism: Megalobrama amblycephala (Wuchang bream)
Lineage: Eukaryota; Metazoa; Chordata; Actinopteri; Cypriniformes; Xenocyprididae
Gene: cux2b
Product: cut-like homeobox 2b
Exons: 22
Coding region: 1591-6075 (1494 amino acids)
Biological process (GO): regulation of DNA-templated transcription
Molecular function (GO): DNA-binding transcription factor activity, RNA polymerase II-specific; DNA binding
Source: RefSeq, a predicted model, not a curated record
UAGGUGGCUUACAAAGUGCAAAUACAUUUCUACUUAAAAAUAGACUUGCGUUUGGUUUUAAUAGCGACGAGGAGAAUGACAGAUGUGCUCACUAGUAAUUGCUUGCAGUCCACAAGCCACCGGAGCAGUUAACCUCUUAAAAGGAUUCAUUUCAAGACAUUAUUAUACUGAUAUCUGUAAUCCGGAGCAUUUUAGAUACAUAAGUCAAACUGCCUUUUCUAAACACGAAAAUAAAUCCACAGACUUUUUGUAAUCAUCUGAACAAGGUUUACCAAAAGGUUGGCUGUAUUAAAAUUUACAGUUUUCAAAAAAAGAACUGCAGCUUUAGUCAUUAUGCACAAUGUGAUAAUGAAACUUCCUUACAGGGAAAGGCCACAGUGUGGUGUGAUGAGUUAAUUUUAGGGGGAAAUCUUGGCUCUGGAUGGUCGUCUUUAUGUUACACCAAUAUUAUUAAUGAUAAAGAUGUGAUUUGGACAAUAUGUGUUACAUUUACAGCUACUAAUGUCAGAAUAUAGUCCUCAUACAUGGUAGCAGCUCUGUCCAGUAGAAACGUCCUGUUCCACAAGAGGGAGCACGUGCUAACGUUUGAACAGAACUGUCCAUUCAGAAUUUCAAAUCAUGCAUUGAUCGCACACUCCCACUAUAACAUUUAUGCAUUUUUUCCGUCUUGGAAUGCAAUUUUUUAUUUUUUUUAUUCAGCCGUCUUCAAACACACAGAAGAGCAUUUGUAAGAGAAAACACCUUUGCAUUUGCACUCGUUAGCAACCUCUGACUGUUCUAGAUAAGUAACUAUAACAAAUAUUCCUGGUAUUUAUUGAAAUGCGCCUUGGAUCUCUUUAUCUCACGUAAACUAACUGCAUGGACUAAGCAUGCACUUUUUGUGCAAGCUUGUGCGUUUUUUUGCUGCUUUACUAAUAUUUACCACAUCUAACUUGUUUUGUUUAUUAUUUUACAGUUUGCAUCAUCUACUAAAAACAUUGUAAAAAGCCCCAUAACAGUUUUUAAUAAGCGAAAGCACUAUUUCAUCACGCUGAUCUUCGUGCCAUAUAUUCAGCACUUCAUUAUUCAAAAGGACACUAUUAAAAAAAAAAAAUACAUAUUCACUUCAAACAAAAAAGCUUUCAACCAUUCAGUGUUUAUUCUAUUCAUGCGACUCUUUUAGUGCAAUUAUAGCAUGCAUUACGCAUUAUUGACCUAAAGUUGCAAAUCUCAUUAUAUGGGGCUCAUUAAUGAUAUGUAAUGAUUUCACCGUUUUACGCAUCAAACAUCUGGCGAUGCGCAUUGGUUGCUCGUUGUUCUCCUUCCACUUCCCAGACGUUAUUGAUCAACCCGUUACGUCAGUAUUGAUAACUUUACCAAACCCAAAAUCAAGUGCAAUCCCGGGAGCUGCACUAAUGCAUCUAUAUGCAUCUAUAUUCUGUUCAUAUCGCAUCCACAGGCUCUCGCGCGCUGCGCGUCCCGUCUAGUUUUCCACAACUGUUAUUUUCCUAACAUUUUUUUUUCCAUGUGGAGUGUAAUCGUCAACGCUGUUUAACGGGGGGAAUCCAGCCCAUAUAUUUAUUGUAGCCGCUCUUGAAUAUUGUGCUCAAGAUGGCCGCCGAUGUGGGAUCGAUGUUUCAAUAUUGGAAGAAAUUUGAUCUCCGGCGGCUUCAGAGGGAGCUAAAUUCAGUGGCGGCACAACUAGCAGGCCGACAGGAAGAGAGCGAGGACUCCCAUAAGCACCUGGUGGAACUGAGCCGUGAAUUCAAGAAAAAUGUCCCAGAGGAGGUAUUGGAGAUGGUUUCGCCCGUCCUCAAGAGUUUCCAAGCUCAGGUGGUUGCAUUGAGCCAGCGCAGUAAGGAGGCGGAGUCUGCGUUCCUGGGAAUAUAUAAACAGCUGAUCGAGGCCCCAGAUCCAGCUCCGCUGCUGGAGGCCACACAGGAGCAUCUGGCAGAACUUCAGCGUUCGGCCCCUGACGGUGAUGCUCUGCUCACAGAAAUCUCUGAGAACUGGAGGAGACACCUGGAGUGCCUUGACAAAGCAGAACACAUAGAGGAGGGGUCUGUUACCGUGGAGACAGGGGAGGCGUCGACACAGCGGCCCCACAUGAUGACACCAAACAGCACACAGAACGCCCAGGAUGGAGAUGCCCCGCUCCAAAACCAUCAGGACCCGCAGGAAGGGGAGGAACAUGAAUCAGACAUUUCGCUGCCUGUCAGACUCGGUCAGGCUGAGGACCGGAUCAAAGCGCUUCAGUCAUCACUGAACUCGGCCCGAACGGAGCUGCUGGAACUGAGGUGUAAAUACGACAAGGAAAUGGCGGAAAAAGUGGAGGAAAUGGGAGCGCUAAUGGCGAACCUGGAGAAGGCCAACCAGAGAGCGGAUUUUGCCCAGAGGGAGGUGGAGAGGCUGAGGGAGCAGCUCGCCGGCACUCAGAGCACUUCUAAAGCCACCGGCCCAUCAGAAGACCGACCCAAGGAGGAGAGGGAGCGCGACGAGCGAGACGAGGGCUCGCUGUCGCGGCUGGAGGUGGUGCUGUUCUCCAAGGACAGAGAGAUCCUCAGACUGCUCGAGAAUGUCCAGAGACUCCAGUUCACCUUACAGGAAGUCCAGGACUCAUCAGCCAAUCAGAUAGCAGAGCUGGAGCGGCAGCUGGCCUAUAAGUCAGAAGCUAUAGAGACCCUGGAGGCCAAACUACAGUCCCAGAUGGAUUAUGAAGAGAUCAAAACAGAACUCAGCAUCCUGAAAGCCAUGAAACUGGCAUCAGCCAAUGGAAGUUCAUCCCAGGAAUCAGCCAAAACUGCUGAGGCACUGCUGCUGGACAAAGACGCCUUUCUGCCCUCUCACAAAUUUCUUGUGGAUAAAGUCAGAGUGUUACACAACAGCGAUGAGGGUCAUUCUGAGGACUCUAGUAAGGAUGUGAGUCGCCCGGCGGGGUCGUAUUCCUCGCCUCCAGGAACACUGCCCAUAGAUGGCCGCACAUCCUCCAGCCCAGGCCCGCCCAAUACUGACACGCCCUCCUCCGCCCACGAACUGCCCCGCCCCUUCUCAGUGUCGCCCUUCUCGGGCGAGAAACUUCCCGGAGAUCAGCUCCUGCAGAAACAGCUCCUGUCUCCCCUCUUCAAAAAAGACGGCAGCUCCAUCAUGGCCUUCCCCACCGCCCUCUACGCUGCCAAAGCGGCCCUCAUGUCAGCCAAUCAGAACGCCUCUAUGCCAGUCACUAUGGAGACAGGCAUGCCAAGUGACCAAUCAGAGAGCGGUAGCUCAGGGGGAGGAGGAGACGACGACCAGUUGGACACGGCAGAAAUCGCUUUUCAGGUCAAAGAGCAGCUGCUGAAACACAACAUCGGUCAGCGCGUGUUCGGCCACUACGUGCUGGGCCUCUCGCAGGGCUCGGUCAGCGAGAUCCUGGCUCGACCCAAACCCUGGAGGAAGCUCACCGUCAAAGGCAAAGAGCCUUUCAUCAAAAUGAAACAGUUCCUGUCAGACGAGCAGAACAUCCUGGCUUUACGCACCAUCCAGGUUCGCCAGCGAGGGAGCAUUACUCCUCGCAUCCGAACUCCUGAAACUGGGUCAGACGAUGCCAUCAAGAAUAUUCUAGAGCAGGCCAAGAAGGAGAUCCAGUCACAAAGAGGUGAUUGUAAGUCUUCUCUGGGCUGUUCAUCGGGCCGUAACAGCUCUGGAGGAAGUAGCAGUUCUGACGAAACCAUCAAGAGCAUUUUGGAACAGGCCCGUCGGGAGAUGCAGGCGCAGCAGCAGGCCCUGCUGGAGAUGGAGGUGUGUGGCCGGACGUCCACCAGUGAGCGUCUCGUUCUGCAGGAUCCCACCAAGUGUCAGCCGCCCCCCACGCCGCCCUUCAUCAAGCAAGAAGAGGGCACGUCCGUGCCGGUGUGCGUGUCCAAUCCCACUGGCAGCCCUCAGGCACCUCUCAGCGUCCUGUCACCUGCCGCCUUCGUCCAAAACAUCAUCCGUAAAGUCAAGUCGGAGAUCGGCGAAGCCGGAGCGUAUUUCGACCAGCACUGGUCCACUGAGCGCGGCGCGGUCGUAAUGGGUAUGAGUGGCACCCCUCACCCUUUCACCUCCGUCUCUCCGUCGCUCUCCUCCUCUUCAUCCACAUCCAUGCCUCGUCCCUGGCCACGGAUGGAGAACGGAGACUGCCCUGCAAACGGUGAAGAAGCGUCCGCGCCAGAGGAUGAACCUGUAUUGGGCCGGCAGGUGGAGAUCAAAGUGGAGCCGGACGCGUCCGUCAGUGGCGAGGCGCCCUGCGGAGGAGGACGGGUGUCGUACUUUCCCACCUACAUCCCUCGAACCCUGAAGCCCACCGUCCCGCCGCUGACCCCAGAGCAGUACGAGAUGUACAUGUACCGUGAGGUGGACACCCUCGAACUCACCCGGCAGGUGAAGGAAAAACUGGCCAAGAACGGGAUCUGCCAGAGGAUCUUUGGAGAGAAGGUGUUGGGUUUGUCUCAGGGCAGUGUGAGCGACAUGUUAUCCAGGCCUAAACCCUGGAGUAAACUCACUCAGAAGGGACGUGAGCCCUUUAUACGCAUGCAGCUCUGGCUGCUGGACCAGCUGGGUCACGGACUCAACCAGCUGCCCAACCACAGCCACAACCAAGAUAAGAGCCCCGUGACGACCCGCUCAUCCCCGUCCCCUCCUCCGAGUCCUGAAGACGGACACCCCAACAUGACCCUGGAGCCCGUCAGUCUGGCGCUGGAGAGCAGUAAGGAGAACCAGCACCCUCAGCAGGUGGAGCCUCACGGAGGGAAGAGCACCCCGGGCAUGACCGUCCCCCAGCAGCCCCACACACCGCUGGGGAUCCAGGAGCUGGUGGCCAUGUCGCCAGAGCUGGACACGUACGCCAUCACCAAGAGAGUGAAGGAAGUUCUGACGGACAACAACUUAGGUCAGCGUCUGUUUGGAGAGAGCAUUCUGGGACUGACCCAGGGUUCAGUGUCUGACCUGCUGUCCAGACCAAAGCCCUGGCAUAAGCUCAGUCUGAAGGGUCGGGAGCCGUUCGUCCGCAUGCAGCUGUGGCUCAACGACCCGCACAACGUGGACAAACUCAGAGACGUCAAGAAAAUGGAGAAGAAAGCGUAUCUGAAGAGGCGAUACGGUCUGUUGAGUCCCAGCUCAGACAGCGAUUCCCCCGGCGCUCAUUCUGACUGCAUCAGUCCGGGUCUGACCCCGCUGGAGUUUUGCCCCUUCAGCCAAGCCAAGAAACCCCGAGUGGUGCUGGCGGCGGAGGAGAAGGAGGCUCUGAGGAAGGCGUAUCUCCAGGAGCCGUACCCCUCGCAGCACACCAUCGAGAUGCUGGCCGCCCAACUCAACCUCAAAACCAACACCGUCAUCAACUGGUUCCACAACUACAGCAGGUCCCGUAUGCGACGAGAGGUCCUGAUGGAGGGUCUCCAAGACAACGACACGGACGCCGAACACAACAACUACUCCCCCCUGGCCUCCCACAGCCCCGUGUCCGACCGCGACGACAGGAAGCAGCCCUCGGCCGUCCGCAGCCGCCCUCUCAGCACUGUCCCUCGACGCUUCACCGUCAAACAGGAGGCGAACGAGCCGGAUGAAGACGAGGAGCUGCGUCUGAGGCAGGCCAAGUGCUUCUCUGUCGGCGUCCAGUUCUCUCAGCUGAAAAGCGACCCGGGCGUCAGGGACGAGGAGCCGGGCCGCAAUCAGGGUCUGCUUACCGACGGACCGCAGAGGAACAGCUUGGCGGCGGCGCACGAGGGCGAGGAGCUGGAGAAGUCGCCCGAGGAUCCCGUCAGCUUCAAAGCUUCGUCCGAACCGUCCCGGAGCAGCCUGGAGGUGUCGCUCAACUCGCCCUCCGCCGCGUCCUCGCCUGGCCUCAUGAUGUCCGUGUCCCCCGUCCCGUCCUCUUCCGCCCCCAUCUCUCCGUCGCUGCCCAACCUUCCAGCCCCGAGCCAUCAUCAGCCCACCAACUACGGCCUGGAGUCGCCGUCGCUCAACUCCAAACUCAACAAAAGCACUCAGAGACGCAACGAGAAGAUGGCCAACCUCAACAACAUCAUCCAUCGGCUGGAGCGAGCCGCCAACCGGGAGGAAACGCUGGAGUGGGAGUUCUAGAGAUAGUUUUAACGUCAUCGUACGAGCCGCUCUGACGAAAAAAUCUGGCCGUCAGAUAUUUAUAAACACGUUUUAGGUAUUUUGAUAAAGUAACUUUGAAUUCUACGUCACAGCACUAGCUGGUUUUGUUUUAAACAGCGAAGGAGAGAAAAAGUAGCGGUGUCAUGAAAUGCACACUGACGUCUUGUAGAUUGCCACUGGGUGAGAUUAUUCAAAUAAAAGACCUCUGUCUUAAGCCAUCAAAAAGCACUACUUAUUUAAAAAAAAAAGAAAAAAAAAGAGAGAGACAAUGACCAAAUUUGCUAAUUUUUGAAUAGCAGUUUUUCAACUUUUGUCUGUAAGACGGGACACGAAGUCAAGUGACGUGCGACAGCUUCACCUUGACCGAGGGAUAGUCCUAAAAGACUCUAAAUAGUGAACACUGCAUAUGUAUUUAGUUUCUUGGUGACAUGUUUUGGAACUUUUGUUAUACAAGCGUACAACGUGUGAUUGUGUGUGUUGUAGAAAUCGUCUGCAAUAGCCUUCUCUGAACAAGAUGUAGCAUGGAACAUAAUUUACCCUCUAUUUCCUCUCUAGAUAGUAACCUGUGAUAUACUUGAGCGAUACUAUAAAAAGAGAAAAACGGUAAAAAACAAGAAAAAAGGUAAUGUAAAAAAAAAGUCAGUACGACGGUAGAUGCAUUUUUUAUUUCGUGAACGUGUCAUUUUUUUUAAAAUUUUUUUAAUUUUUCUUUGGUUGGAUACUUUGAGGUUUUACACCAGGGCUCUUGUGCACAGUUCACACACUGCAAAAAAAAAAAAAUGCUUUUCUUACUCUUGUUUUCUAGCACAAAUAUCUAAACAUUAUUAAAUCAAAAUAUUUGAGAAGCAAAAUGACUUAAGAUAUUAAAGGGAUAGUUCACC